Molecule: messenger RNA, 1641 nt
Organism: Mesocricetus auratus (golden hamster)
Lineage: Eukaryota; Metazoa; Chordata; Mammalia; Rodentia; Cricetidae
Gene: Klk6
Product: kallikrein related peptidase 6
Exons: 6
Coding region: 745-1497 (250 amino acids)
Biological process (GO): proteolysis
Molecular function (GO): serine-type endopeptidase activity
Source: RefSeq, a predicted model, not a curated record
CUCAAGUCUGAUUAUGUCUCAGAUUCUACAAAUCCAAAACUAAGAAUGAGCUUCGAUCUCUACCUCAGUCCCAAGGGUUUUAGCCUCCACCCUCCUCUUUUGGCCCAGGGAUUGAGGCUCAUUCCUCCUCCUCAGUCUCAAGAGUCCAGGAUCAACACUCCUCCCUCAGACUUGACUAGGCCCCAGCCCGCUUCCCUCAAACCUAAGAGUCCAGGUCCAGCCCUCCCUCAGAUUCAAGUCUGAGCCUCGACCCUUCUCCUUCAGACCCAGAAGAACAGACUCAGCUCCUCCCUCAGGGAUCCAGGGUCUCUAUGGACCAGGGCUAGGUAUUGCUUUCCCUGUAGCUAUCUGAUCAGGGGUCAUCAGGAGCAGAGCCGUGGGGCAGAAGGAAUGUAUGUGGGAGGCUUAGGUGAAGAAAAGGGUGUGCCUGGCUUCCUCCUGGCUAAGAGACUAGAGGAGAGAGGGGUUAAAAGGAAGCUGGGAGAGUCAGACAGAGCCUGCCUCUUUCUGGAGGCCAUAGAGCCUGGCAGAUUUCUUGGAGACAAUCUACUGCUUGGGACCCCACACCCAACUGUCCCCUACCCUGUGCAACUUGGAUCUUAAAGCAACCUCUUCAGUCCUCUCCCUUAUCUCCUGGAGCACCCUGCCUUGCUGACUCUUGCUGCCUCUGGCUUCCUGUGAUAGGCGGUGUCAUUUUUCCCACCUAAGUGCUGGCAGGCACUGCUGGCCAUUAACUAGGUGGCCAUGAAGACGACGGUGAAGAUGCUGGCCCUGUGCUUGGUUCUUGUUAAGUCAGCCUGGACCGAGGAGCAGGAUAAAGUGGUACACGGUGCCCCCUGUUUGAAGAACUCUCACCCUUUCCAAGCUGCCCUCUACACCUCGGGUCACUUGCUGUGUGGCGGGGUCCUCGUUGAUCCGCAGUGGGUGCUCACAGCUGCCCACUGCAAAAAACCGAAUCUGGAAGUGCGCUUGGGGAAACACAACUUACGGCAAACAGAGAGUUUCCAAAGGCAUAUCUCUGUGGAUCGGACAAUUGUGCACCCCCGAUACAACCCUGACACCCAUGACAAUGACAUCAUGAUGCUGCAUCUGAGAAAUUCGGUCAAAUUCUCUCAAAAGAUCCAGCCUCUGCCCUUGAAGAAAGACUGCUCCAAGGAGAGUCGCAGCUGCCAGAUCCUAGGCUGGGGCAAGAUGGAAAACGGUGACUUCCCGGACACCCUUCAGUGUGCUGAUGUCCAGCUGGUGUCCCGGGAGGAGUGUGAGCGUGCCUACCCUGGUAAGAUCACCCGAAGCAUGGUGUGCGCGGGCGACAAGGAAGAAGGGAGCGACUCCUGCCAGGGUGAUUCUGGAGGUCCCCUGGUAUGUGGAGAUCGUCUCCGAGGUCUUGUAUCAUGGGGUAACUUGCCCUGUGGAUCAAAGAAGAAGCCAGGAGUUUACACUGACGUUUGCUUCCAUACCAAAUGGAUCCAAAACAUCAUAAAAACCAAGUGGCUCUGACAUGAGAUAUCCAAUUCUCGACCUACGACUCCCCCUCCCCUGACUGGCCACUGAUUCUCUCUCCCUGAGACCCUACCCUACCUACCCUCGGAGCCUUCAGAUGCCCACAUCUGACACUGAUACUUAAUAAAUGUGAGACACUGA